AUGACACCUACCACUCCUUCUACGACACCGUCUACACCUUCAACAACGAAGUCUACGUCAUCUUCUACAAUAACACUUCCAACCAUAACGACUCCAACCACUCCUUCUACAACACCAAGCACUCCAUCUACCACGAUGUCGACAUCCUCUAGUACAGCAUCCUCGUCAUCUUCUUCUACAGUAACACUUCCAACGGCAAUGACACCUACCACUCCUUCUACGACACCGUCUACACCUUCAACAACGAAGUCUACGUCAUCUUCUACAAUAACACUUCCAACCAUAACGACGCCAACCACUCCUUCUACAACACCAAGCACUCCAUCUACCACGAUGUCGACAUCCUCUAGUACAGCAUCCUCGUCAUCUUCUUCUACAGUAACACUUCCAACGGCAAUGACACCUACCACUCCUUCUACGACACCGUCUACACCUUCAACAACGAAGUCUACGUCAUCUUCUACAAUAACACUUCCAACCAUAACGACUCCAACCACUCCUUCUACAACACCAAGCACUCCAUCUACCACGAUGUCGACAUCCUCUAGUACAGCAUCCUCGUCAUCUUCUUCUACAGUAACACUUCCAACGGCAAUGACACCUACCACUCCUUCUACGACACCGUCUACACCUUCAACAACGAAGUCUACGUCAUCUUCUACAAUAACACUUCCAACCAUAACGACUCCAACCACUCCUUCUACAACACCAAGCACUCCAUCUACCACGAUGUCGACAUCGUCUAGUACAGCAUCCUCGUCAUCUUCUUCUACAGUAACACUUCCAACGGCAAUGACACCUACCACUCCUUCUACGACACCGUCUACACCUUCAACAACGAAGUCUACGUCAUCUUCUACAAUAACACUUCCAACCAUAACGACUCCAACCACUCCUUCUACAACACCAAGCACUCCAUCUACCACGAUGUCGACAUCCUCUAGUACAGCAUCCUCGUCAUCUUCUUCUACAGUAACACUUCCAACGGCAAUGACACCUACCACUCCUUCUACGACACCGUCUACACCUUCAACAACGAAGUCUACGUCAUCUUCUACAAUAACACUUCCAACCAUAACGACUCCAACCACUCCUUCUACAACACCAAGCACUCCAUCUACCACGAUGUCGACAUCCUCUAGUACAGCAUCCUCGUCAUCUUCUUCUACAGUAACACUUCCAACGGCAAUGACACCUACCACUCCUUCUACGACACCGUCUACACCUUCAACAACGAAGUCUACGUCAUCUUCUACAAUAACACUUCCAACCAUAACGACGCCAACCACUCCUUCUACAACACCAAGCACUCCAUCUACCACGAUGUCGACAUCCUCUAGUACAGCAUCCUCGUCAUCUUCUUCUACAGUAACACUUCCAACGGCAAUGACACCUACCACUCCUUCUACGACACCGUCUACACCUUCAACAACGAAGUCUACGUCAUCUUCUACAAUAACACUUCCAACCAUAACGACUCCAACCACUCCUUCUACAACACCAAGCACUCCAUCUACCACGAUGUCGACAUCCUCUAGUACAGCAUCCUCGUCAUCUUCUUCUACAGUAACACUUCCAACGGCAAUGACACCUACCACUCCUUCUACGACACCGUCUACACCUUCAACAACGAAGUCUACGUCAUCUUCUACAAUAACACUUCCAACCAUAACGACUCCAACCACUCCUUCUACAACACCAAGCACUCCAUCUACCACGAUGUCGACAUCGUCUAGUACAGCAUCCUCGUCAUCUUCUUCUACAGUAACACUUCCAACGGCAAUGACACCUACCACUCCUUCUACGACACCGUCUACACCUUCAACAACGAAGUCUACGUCAUCUUCUACAAUAACACUUCCAACCAUAACGACUCCAACCACUCCUUCUACAACACCAAGCACUCCAUCUACCACGAUGUCGACAUCCUCUAGUACAGCAUCCUCGUCAUCUUCUUCUACAGUAACACUUCCAACGGCAAUGACACCUACCACUCCUUCUACGACACCGUCUACACCUUCAACAACGAAGUCUACGUCAUCUUCUACAAUAACACUUCCAACCAUAACGACUCCAACCACUCCUUCUACAACACCAAGCACUCCAUCUACCACGAUGUCGACAUCCUCUAGUACAGCAUCCUCGUCAUCUUCUUCUACAGUAACACUUCCAACGGCAAUGACACCUACCACUCCUUCUACGACACCGUCUACACCUUCAACAACGAAGUCUACGUCAUCUUCUACAAUAACACUUCCAACCAUAACGACUCCAACCACUCCUUCUACAACACCAAGCACUCCAUCUACCACGAUGUCGACAUCCUCUAGUACAGCAUCCUCGUCAUCUUCUUCUACAGUAACACUUCCAACGGCAAUGACACCUACCACUCCUUCUACGACACCGUCUACACCUUCAACAACGAAGUCUACGUCAUCUUCUACAAUAACACUUCCAACCAUAACGACUCCAACCACUCCUUCUACAACACCAAGCACUCCAUCUACCACGAUGUCGACAUCCUCUAGUACAGCAUCCUCGUCAUCUUCUUCUACAGUAACACUUCCAACCGCAAUGACACCUACCACUCCUUCUACGACACCGUCUACACCUUCAACAACGAAGUCUACGUCAUCUUCUACAAUAACACUUCCAACCAUAACGACUCCAACCACUCCUUCUACAACACCAAGCACUCCAUCUACCACGAUGUCGACAUCCUCUAGUACAGCAUCCUCGUCAUCUUCUUCUACAGUAACACUUCCAACGGCAAUGACACCUACCACUCCUUCUACGACACCGUCUACACCUUCAGCAACGAAGUCUACGUCAUCUUCUACAAUAACACUUCCAACCAUAACGACGCCAACCACUCCUUCUACAACACCAAGCACUCCAUCUACCACGAUGUCGACAUCCUCUAGUACAGCAUCCUCGUCAUCUUCUUCUACAGUAACACUUCCAACGGCAAUGACACCUACCACUCCUUCUACGACACCGUCUACACCUUCAACAACGAAGUCUACGUCAUCUUCUACAAUAACGACUCCAACCACUCCUUCUACAACACCAAGCACUCCAUCUACCACGAUGUCGACAUCCUCUAGUACAGCAUCCUCGUCAUCUUCUUCUACAGUAACACUUCCAACGGCAACUUCCAACCAUAACGACUCCAACCACUCCUUCUACAACACCAAGCACUCCAUCUACCACGAUGUCGACAUCCUCUAUAACACUUCCAACCGCAAUGACACCUACCACUCCUUCUACGACACCGUCUACACCUUCAACAACGAAGUCUACGUCAUCUUCUACAAUAACACUUCCAACCAUAACGACUCCAACCACUCGAUCUACCACGAUGUCUACAUCCUCUACUACAGCAUCGACGUCAACAUCUACCCCAAUAACAUUACCAACUUUGUCGCCCUUAACUACAUCGCGAACACCUGCAACAACGGCAUCAACCACCACUUUACCUACAUCACCAAUAGUACCAUUUCUAACCAUUACGACACGUAUUCCUGGUGCAACAUCCAGCAUCAGCUCAAAUGCUAA
Anopheles moucheti is the source of this 3558-nucleotide messenger RNA. Its product is annotated as mucin-2-like. Lineage: Eukaryota; Metazoa; Arthropoda; Insecta; Diptera; Culicidae. The record is from RefSeq and is a predicted model, not a curated record. Bases 1 to 3558 code for a protein of 1185 amino acids. The transcript is spliced from 3 exons.